This is a messenger RNA of Danio aesculapii, 6807 nucleotides long. RefSeq lists its product as uncharacterized. The transcript is spliced from 32 exons. The record is from RefSeq and is a predicted model, not a curated record. NCBI's taxonomy places the organism in Eukaryota, Metazoa, Chordata, Actinopteri, Cypriniformes, Danionidae.
AUGGCUUUAGCUGAGAAAAUCUGCAUUUUUGUCAUUCUUCUACAAGGUGUUUGCUGUAGAGAUUUCAACAUCAGUUUGCCAGAGAAGAUUCAAGCUCUCAGUGGAUCCUGUGUGAUUAUAAAGUGCAGAUUUGACAUUAAUGAAACAUAUGAUAAAGACCUCACUGAGAGUAAUGCUACAGGAUUUUGGUUCAAAAAUAGCCAUGCAGUUUUUAACUCCAGAGAUCCAAAACCUAAUCAUUUUCAAGGGAAGAUGUCUGGAAAACUACAGGAGAAGAACUGCACCACCAUCUUUUAUAAUGUUAGUUCACAACAUAGCGGGACAUAUCUUUUUAGUAUUGAGAGUGUUAAACUAAAAUACACCUAUAAAGAUAAAUCCUCCUCCCUAAAUGUUACUGAGUCUCCAGUGAAUCCGCGAGUUGUGCUGUAUGAGGAUGAGCAGGAGCUGCAGGAUCAGCAGGAGGUGUUGGAGGGCAGAUCUGUGAGUCUGCGCUGCUCUGCUGAGACUCUCUGCUCUUCUCCUCCAGCAACUCUCACAUGGAGCUCCACUGCCAGAAUCCCCCUCAGUGAGAGCAGCAAACUACAGGAGCUCAUCAUCUCUGACCUGAACUUCACUGCUGCUCAGCGGCACCACAGAGUCACUUUCACCUGCUCUAUAAGCUACCAGCUGCAGGACAACAACAGAACAGCUCACAGCAGCAUCACAUUACAUGUGCAGUAUGCUCCUCAAAUAUCCAUCUCCUCUAGUUGUACCAGUACUGAUGUAACUUUGUGUUUCUGUGAGGUUGAUGGGAAUCCCUCUCCUGAAGUGGAGUGGCAUCUAUCUGGGCGUCUCGUCUCGAACUCUUCAAAUACAUCCAUCAGUGAAGAGCGAUUGAGCAACACAAGCUUGAUGAGCUUCAUCUCUCUACAUCAGUCUCUCACACACACAAACACUCUGCUGUGUGUCAGUAAAAACACACAUGGGUCUGCAAGUCAGCAGCUUCACAUGAAUUUCAUCUCCACAGUGGCUUCGUGGUUCAGCACUUACUCCUUCCUAAUCGGAGCUGUUGUUGGGGCAGUUUUGGUGAUUUUAUGUGUCUCAGCACUGCUUUACAAGCGAAUCUGCAAGACCAAAAUGGGCAGUAAAUCUGGAUUUAUUCAGACUGAAGAGAAUUGGAAAAUGGGCUUAGCAGAGAAAAUCAGCAUUAUUGUCUUUCUCUUACAAGGUGUUUACUGUAGAGAUUAUGGCAUCUUCUUGACAGACAAGAUUGAAGCUCUCAGUGGAUCAUGUGUGAUUAUAGAGUGCAGAUUUGAGAUUGUUCCAGAAAUGGAUAAACACCUCACUAAAGACAAUGCUGUAGGAUUUUGGUUCACUGAAAAAAAAAAAGAAGUGUUUCAUUCUAAAAAUCACAAACCUGAUCAUUUCGAAGGUACAAUGUCUGAAAAACUACAUGAGAAGAACUGUACCACUAUCUUUUAUAAUGUUGGUUCAGAUCACAAUGAUAAAUUUUACUUCAGAAUUGAGAGUACUGUAAAUGGUAAUGGGCUGAAAUACAACUACCUUAAAAAUCUAUCCACCAUAAAUCAGGAGCUGCAGGAUCAGCAGGAGGUGUUGGAGGGCAGAUCUGUGAGUCUGCGCUGCUCUGCUGAGACUCUCUGCUCUUCUCCUCCAGCAACUCUCACAUGGAGUUCCACUGCCAGAAUCCCCUUCAGUGAGAGCAGCAAACUACAGGAGCUCAUCAUCUCUGAUCUGAACUUCACUGCUGCUCAGCGGCACCACAGAGCCACUUUCUCCUGCUCUAUAAACUACCAGCUGCAGCACAACAACAGAACAGCUCACAGUAGCAUCACAUUGCAUGUGCAGUAUUCCCCUAAAAACACCUUAGUUUCUGUCUCUCCCUCUACAUCUGUGUUGGAGGGCCGUUCAGUGACUCUGACCUGCAGCAGUGAAGCAAAUCCUGCAGUGCUGAGCUACAGCUGGUCUAGAGAGACUGAAGGACAGUUGGAGAUGCUGCAGACUGGAGAAACUCUUACCUUUAAUGAGACAACAUCAUCUCACAGCGGCUUCUACUUCUGUACAGCUCAGAACAGACAUGGCAACCAGACGAAAGCAGUGACGCUCGACAUCCAGUAUGUUCCGCAAAUCUCCAGUUCCUCCAGCUGUACUAGUACUGGAGUUACUGAGUGUUUCUGUGAGGUUCAUGGGAAUCCCUAUCCUGAGGUGGAGUGGCAUCUUUCUGGACAUCUCGUCUCGAACUCCCCAAACACGUUCAUCAGUGUGAAGCAAUUGACCAGCACAAGCUUGAGGAGCAUCAUCUCUUUACAUCAGUCUCUCACUCACACAAACCCUCUGCUGUGUGUGAGUAAAAAUACUCAUGGCAAUGCAAGUCAACUGUUUUAUUUGGUUUUCAUCUCUGAAAAAGAAUGGUUUAACAUUUACUCCCUCAUGAUUGGAGUUCUUGCUGGAACUUUAUUUGUGGUGAUCUUGUGGGCCUCAACACUGCUCUGCAAACGAAACAGGACUCAAAGGGCAGAUAAAACUAUACUUAUUCGGACUGACGCGGCUGAUUCAGUCAACAACGGGGAAGAGUCUUUUUAUGCCAAUAAAGUGAUGAUGUCAUCAGUCGAAGCCCCAACACUAAAUCAUCGAGAACACCUACAAUAUUCCACUAUUAACUUCAUAAACAACAGACCAGAGUCAAACCUUGUCAGAGGAAUCUCUUCGCUUACCACAGAGUAUGCUGCGAUCCAAUAUUGUAGCCAAAAUGUAACAGAAAGUGAAGCAACGAGCAGAGAAGCACCAUCGGUGCUGCCAAAUAAAGAUCCCAUUUACCAGGUUCCAAACAAAGCAGCAGAUGGAAGUGUUUGCUGUAGAGAUUUCAGCAUCAGUUUGCCAGAGAAGAUUCAAGCUCUCAGUGGAUCCUGUGUGAUUAUAAAGUGCAGAUUUGACAUUAGUGAAGAAUAUGAUAAAGACCUCACUGAGAGAGCUGCUGGAGUCUGGUAUAAAGACAAACAUGAUAAGGGCAGCAGCCCAGUGUUUAAAUCUAAUGCAUCAACCCCCAACUCUUUUAUUAAAGGGAAUGUAACUGGACAAUUAAAAGACAAGGACUGUACCACUGUCUUUUAUAAUGUCACAUCAAAUCACAUUGGUCAGUAUUUCUUCAGGAUUGAGGGUGAAGGUGGACUGAAAUGGACCUACAAAGAAGACAGUGUUUCAGUAGAAGUGAUCGAGUCUCCAGUGAAUCCUCGUGUUGUGCUGUAUGUGGAUGAGCAGGAGCUGCAGGAUCAGCAGGAGGUGUUGGAGGGCAGAUCUGUGAGUCUGCGCUGCUCUGCUGAGACUCUCUGCUCUUCUCCUCCAGCAACUCUCACAUGGAGCUCCACUGCCAGAAUCCCCUUCAGUGAGAGCAGCAAACUACAGGAGCUCAUCAUCUCUGAUCUGAACUUCACUGCUGCUCAGCGGCACCACAGAGUCACUUUCACCUGCUCUAUAAACUACCAGCUGCAGGACAACAACAGAACAGCUCACAGCAGCAUCACAUUACAUGUGCAGUAUGCUCCUCAGAUCUCAAACUCCAGCUGUACCAAAACUAAUGUUACUGUGUGUUUCUGUGAAGCUGAUGGGAAUCCCUCUCCUGAAGUGGAGUGGCAUCUGUCUGAACGUCUCGUCUCGAACUCUUCAAACACAUUCAUCAGUGAAGAGCGAUUGAGCAACACAAGCUUGAGGAGCUUCAUCUCUCUACAUCAGUCUCUCACACACACAAACAAUCUGCUGUGUGCUGUUCAACUGGAGGACAAGACUGAAUAUGCCAAUUAUAUUAUUCCACCUCCUGAAUUCACCACAAUAAAAUCUCAAGAAUCUCUCCAUUAUGCUUCAGUUGAGUUCAAAAACAUCAAACAAGAGUCAAAGGAAAUGAAGGAUAUAUCAUCGCUGACCACCGACUAUGCUGUUAUCAAUUACUCUGGUGGAGUGACAAAGACGGAAAGUUCUGUUUACUGGGUGUCUGUUGAUAAAGAGAUGAACACUGCAGAGAAAGUAACUCUCUUCUGUUAUCUUCUGAAAGGUGUUUGCUGUAGAGAUUUUAACAUCAGAUUGCCAGAGAAGAUUCAAGCUCUCAGAGGAUCCUGUGUGAUUAUAAAGUGCAGAUUUGAAGUUGACAAAACAUAUGAUAAAAAUCUCAGUAUGAGAGCGGCCGGAGUCUGGGUCCAAGACGGGACUGAUGUGGACAAAUAUCUAGUGUUUAUUUCCAGUGCAUCAAUGCAGAACUCUAUAACUGUAAAAUUAAAAGACAAGGACUGUACCACUGUCUUUUAUGAUGUUAGAUCAAUUCACAGUGGUCAGUAUUUCUUCAGGAUUGAGGGUGAAGGUGGACUGAAAUCCACCUUUGCGAAAACCAGUGUGUCAGUAGAUGUGAUUGGUGAGUGAAAUAUGCAUCUGUAAGUUGUGCUGUAUGUGGAUGAGCAGGAGCUGCAGGAUCAGCAGGUGUUGGAGGGCAGAUCUGUGAGUCUCCGCUGCUCUGCUGAGACUCUCUGCUCUUCUCCUCCAGCAACUCUCACAUGGAGCUCCACUCCUAGAAUCCCCCUCAGCAGCAAACUACAGGAGCUCAUCAUCUCUAAUCUGAACUUCACUGCUGCUCAGCGGCACCACAGAGUCACUUUCACCUGCUCUAUAAGCUACCAGCUGCAGGACAACAACAGAACAGCUCACAGUAGCAUCACAUUACAUGUGCAGUACUUUCCUAAAAACACCUCAGUUUCUGUCUCUCCCUCUACAUCUGUGUUGGAGGGCCGUUUAGUGACUCUGACCUGCAGCAGUGAAGCAAAUCCUGCAGUGCUGAGCUACAGCUGGUCUAGAGACAGUGAAGGACAGUUGGAGAUGCUGCAGACUGGAGAAACUCUUACCUUUAAUGAGACAACAUUAUCUCACAGCGGCUUGUACUUCUGUACAGCUCAGAACAAACAUGGCAACCAGACGAAAGAAGUGACGCUCGACAUCCAGUAUGCUCCUCAGAUCUCAAACUUCAGCUGUACCAAUACUAAUGUAACUGUGUGUUUCUGUGAGGUUGAUGGGAAUCCCUCUCCUGAAAUGGAGUGGCAUCUGUCUGAACGUCUCGUCUCAAACCCUUCAAACCUGUUCAUCAGUGAAGAGCGAUUGAGCAACACAAGCUUGAGGAACUUCAUCUCUCUACAACAGUCUCUCACACACACAAACACUCUGCUGUGUGUCAGUAAAAACACUCAUGGCAAUGCAAGUCAACUGUUUCAUCUGGACUUCCUUACUCAACAAAAAUGUAGAAAUCUACACUUUAUUCUGAUUGGAGCUGCUGCUGGGGCUUUGGUGAUUGUGAUGUUGUGUGCAGUUACAUAUACAUGUGUCCGAUCUAAGAUGAACACUGCUGAGAAAAUCGUUUCUGUUUGUUUUCUCCUGCAAGGUGUUUGCUGUAGAGAUUUUAACAUCAGUUUGCCGGAGAAGAUUCAAGCUCUCAGUGGAUCCUGUGUGAUAAUAAAGUGCAGAUUUGAGAUUAAUGAAGAAUAUGAUAAAGACCUCACUGAGAGAGCUGCUGGAGUCUGGUAUAAAGACAACCGUGACAAGAGCAGCCCAGUGUUUAACUCCAGUGCAUCAAUGCAGAACUCUUUUAUUAAAGGGAAUCUAACUGGAAAAUUAUUAGACAAGGACUGUACCACUGUCUUUUAUAAUGUCACAUCAAAUCACAGUGGUCAGUAUUUCUUCAGGAUUGAGGAUGAAGGUGGACUGAAAUGGACCUACAAAGAAGACAGUGUUUCAGUAGAUGUGAUCGAGUCUCCGGUGAAUCCGCGAGUUGUGCUGUAUGUGGAUGAGCAGGAGCUGCAGGAUCAGCAGGAGGUGUUGGAGGGCAGAUCUGUGAGUCUGCGCUGCUCUGCUGAGACUCUCUGCUCUUCUCCUCCAGCAACUCUCACAUGGAGCUCCACUGCCAGAAUCCCCCUCAGUGAGAGCAGCAAACUUCAGGAGCGCAUCAUCUCUGAUCUGAACUUCACUGCUGCUCAGCGGCACCACAGAGUCACUUUCACCUGCUCUAUAAACUACCAGCUGCAGGACAACAACAGAACAGCUCACAGCAGCAUCAAAUUACAUGUGCAGUAUGCUCCUAAGAUCUCAAACUCAAGCUGUUCCAGUACUGAUAUAACUGUGUGUUUCUGUGAGGUUGAUGGGAAUCCCUCUCCUGUAGUGGAAUGGCAUCUGUCUGGACGGCCCGUCUCGAACUCUUCAAACACGUUUAUCAGUGAAGAGCGACUGAGCAACACAAGCUUGAGGAGCUUCAUCUUUCUACAUCAGCCUCUCACACACACAAACAAUCUGCUGUGUGUCAGUAAAAACACUCGUGGCCCAUCAACUCAACUGUUUCAUCUGGUCUUCGUCCCUCAAAAAGAAAUCUUGAAUCUAGUCUUUAUUCUGAUUGGAGUUGCUGCUGGGGCUUUGGUGAUUAUGAUGUUGUGUGCCUUUAAAUAUACAUAUACAUGUGUCCGAAAAAACAAUGGGAAACUUCAGCCAACUAUCCAAGAAGAAGGUGCUAAGGAAAGUGGUGAAAUUACAGAUGAAUUUUUAAUAGACACAAUCAAUCAGGUGGAGAGUGUCUCUUGUCUCCAUGCUGACUAUGCAGUGAUCCAGUAUGGUUCUGGAGGAGCCGCAGAAGCAGAGAAUUCAGUGAGAGAGUCUUCAAGAUCAACAGAAGCACAGGUGAUUGUGAGAGCAAAUGAGCUUAAUAAACAAACAGAGUCACAGCAAUCAGAGGAAGAGCUGUUUAAAGAAGACUCUCAGCUUUAUGCAAAGGUUAAAUGCCAUAGUCCAUAG